AUGGAAGGGGCAGGCGGGAAGCCCACGGCUGUUGUUGCAGUUGUGACUGAGCCUCGAUUUACCCAGCAAUACAGGAAAUAUCUCGAGAAGCAGAAACUCCUGGAUCGACAACACCGUGUGAAAAAGCUGCGGGAUGGCACCGUGGCGCUACCGGUUCUGAGAGAGGUCCUCCUUGAGCAGCAUCUGCGGGAGCUGAGGAAUCGUGUGGCUCCAGGCAGCACCUGUGUGCUGACGCAGCUCCUGGAUCCUGUUCCUUCAAAGAAGGCCCAGAGUUACUCACCUGCCCAAAGGCUGUGUCUUGAGGUGAGUCGCUGGGUAGAGGGCCGUGGAGUGACGUGGUCGGCCGAGUUGGAGGCUGACCUGCCCCGAUCUUGGCAACGACACGGUGACCUCUUGUUGCUGAGUGAGGACUGUUUCCAAGCCAAGCAAUGGAGACAUCUGGAACCGGAACUCUGGGAGACGGUUGCCUCGGCACUUGGCGUCCAGCGUUUGGCCAAACGAGGGCGGGUGUCCCCGGAUAGCACUCGGACUCCAGCAGUGAGGAUGCUGCUGGGCGACCACGGCUGGGUAGAGCAUGUGGAUAAUGGGAUUCGGUAUAAGUUUGACGUGACCCAGUGCAUGUUCUCCUUCGGAAACAUCACUGAGAAGCUUCGUGUGGCGUCGCUGCCCUGCGCCGGAGAAGUGCUGGUGGAUCUCUAUGCGGGGAUUGGUUAUUUUACCUUGCCUUUCCUAGUUCAUGCCGAGGCUGCUUUCGUCCAUGCUUGUGAGUGGAAUCCCCAUGCGGUAGUUGCUCUGAGAAAUAACCUUGACCUCAAUGGAGUAGCUGAUCGAUGCCAAAUACACUUUGGGGAUAACAGAAAACUGAAGCUAUCAAACGUUGCGGACCGGGUGAAUCUGGGGCUGAUUCCCAGCUCUGAAGAAGGCUGGCCCAUUGCCUGCCGAGUGCUAAAACAGGAUGCUGGAGGCAUUUUGCAUAUUCACCAAAAUGUGGAGUCUUUCCCAGGGAAGACUCUCCAGCCUCCUGGAAGCAGCGAGAUGGAAGAGCAUUGGCCUUCUCCUCAGCAGAUUAUCAGCACCCAGUUGAAAAAUGGAGCUCCCAGUGAUUCUAGGAGGAAAACACUGUCAGUGGCCACCAAGCCAGAGUGGCAGAGGUGGGCCGAAGCUGCAGAGACUCGAAUUGCCACUCUUCUUCAUCAGGUGCAUCGAAAACCGUGGAAGACACAAAUCUUGCACAUCCAACCAGUGAAAUCCUAUGCUCCCCACGUGGAUCACAUAGUCCUGGAUUUGGAAUGCCGCCCCUGUCCUCUAGUUGACUAG
This is a messenger RNA of Rangifer tarandus platyrhynchus (Svalbard reindeer), 1317 nucleotides long. The record is from the annotation of a GenBank genome assembly. Lineage: Eukaryota; Metazoa; Chordata; Mammalia; Artiodactyla; Cervidae.